UAUUAACGUCUGAAACUUGAUGCCGGUCUGAGCCGGAUCCUGAUGCGGAUCCCCAGGCUUGCAGAAGUUAAGACACGUCUGAGGUAUCAUAGCUGCAGAGUUAAACAGACAAAGGUCGGAUAAAUGUUCACCGUGUCUCCUCCUUCACUCUGCAGGAGGAUUCAUGUCGCUGUGAAGCUAAGAAGCUAAUUAGCUUUAAUUAUAGAUACUGCUGACUGACACACAGCUAGUUAGCUUAGCCUGUGGAGCUGAUUUUAACCUUUCUGCUGCUUCAAGAAGAAAAGGACUUCAGUCUGAGAACACUUUGACUUUAGGUCAUUACUGGGAGGACUGGUGAUGGGACGCAGGGUCGUCCUCGGGGUUCAGCAGCUGCUGCUCCUCGUCGUCCUGCUGGUGGCGGUCUGGGCGGAGAAUCGCGAUUUCUACAAACUCCUGGGAGUCAACAGGGAGGCAACGACGCGGGAGAUCCGACAGGCUUUUAAGAAGCUGGCGCUCACGAUGCACCCCGACAAAAACCCUGGUGACCCCACAGCCCACGAGAAGUUCCUUCAGGUGAACCGAGCCUACGAGGUCCUGAAGGACGAAGACCUGAGGAAGAAGUACGAUAAGUACGGAGAGAAGGGAUUGGACGAGCAGCAGCAGCAGGGCGGGCGCUACGAGAGCUGGAACUUUUACAGAUAUGACUUCGGUAUCUAUGAUGAUGAUUUGGAGAUCAUCACGUUAGACAGCGGAGACUUUGAGUCAGCAGUGAACUCUGGAGAAAUCUGGUUCAUCAACUUCUACUUCCCACGAUGUUCACACUGUCACACUCUGGCCCCGACGUGGAGGGAGUUUGCCAAAGAGAUGGACGGAGUGAUCCGGAUCGGAGCGGUGAACUGUGGAGACAACAACCAUCUCUGCAGGAGGAAAGGCAUCACCAGCUACCCGAGCCUGUUCGUAUUCAGAGCGGGACAGAGACCGGAGAAGUUUAACGGGGAGCGCAACAAAAACAACCUGAUCAGUUUCGCCAUGCAGUUCAUCACCACCUCCGUCACCGAGCUCUGGCAGGGUAACGUGUUCACUGAGAUCGAGAACGCAUUCUCGUCGGGCCUCGGCUGGCUGAUCACCUUCUGCGCUGACUCUGGAGAUUGCCUGGAGUCAGGGACACGACAGAAACUGGCCGGCAUGUUGGAUGGGUUAGUGAAGGUGGGAUGGAUGGACUGCACCUCACAGGAGCAGCUCUGUGACAGCUUCCAGGUGACCACCGGAUCCACCGCUUUGUUCCCACCCGGAAGUUCUCUUGAUCAACCUGACAGUGUUCUGUGGCUGAACAGUCUGGACAGCAGAGAGAUUUACAACCUGGUCAUCGAUCACCUUCCUGAUCUGGAGCUGCUGACCGGGGAAACUUUCAAGAAGAAGCUGGCUCAUCAUCGCUGGUUGGUCAGUUUUACGUUCGGAAGCGGAAGCCCCGCCUCCAACGAGUACAAGAAGCUGAAGGGUUCACUGCGAGACGACCACAUACAGGUGGGCAGAGUGGACUGUAUAUCAGACACACAGUUGUGUGAGUCUCUGUACAUUCAUCAAUCCUGCGUCGCCGUCUUUAAAGGACUGGGAAUCCAGGACUUUGAGAUCCACCACGGUAAAGAUGUUUUGUACAACAUCGUGGGUUUUGCGAGAGACAGCGUCCGCGCUCACGUGACGACUCUGAGACCUGAGAACUUUCCUUCGGACAAAAAGGAGCCCUGGCUGGUCGACUUCUUCGCUCCGUGGUGUCCUCCGUGUCGGGCGUUGCUUCCUGAACUGAGGAAAGCUUCCAUCCAGCUGGCGGGACAGAUGAAGUUCGGCACUCUGGACUGUACCAUCCACCACAACCUCUGCUCCAUGUAUAAUAUUCAGGCGUAUCCCACCACGGUGAUCUUUAACGGCUCCUCUGUUCAUGAGUAUGAAGGACUUCACUCAGCUGACGGCAUCCUGGAGUUCAUACAGGAUCUGGUGAAUCCGUCUGUGGUGAUCCUGGAUCCUUCCAGCUUUGCAGAGAAAGUUUCAGGUCGAUCUGACGGGGAGGUCUGGGCGGUGGAUUUCUAUGCCCCGUGGUGUGGUCCCUGUCAGGCUCUGAAGCCAGAGUGGAGACGUAUGGCCCGGAUGCUGACGGGUCAGAUCCAGGUCGGUUCAGUCGACUGUCAGCAGUUUCAGUCCUUCUGCAGAAGCCAGAACGUGAGGGCGUAUCCUGAAGUCCGCGUCUACCCCGGGAACUCUAGACAGGCAGAUCAUUUCAUGAGUUAUAACGGCUGGAACAGAGACGCUCACUCUCUGAGAUCCUGGGCUCUGAGCGCUUUACCUCGAGUGUCCGUGGACCUGACUCCAGACACCUUCAGGACUCUGGUUCUGUUGGGAAAGGACCACUGGGUUCUGGAUUUCUACGCACCGUGGUGCGGACCCUGUCAACACUUUGCCCCCGAAUUUGAGGCCCUAGCUCGGAUUCUUAAAGGGGAGGUUCGAGCAGGGAAGGUGGACUGUCAGGCGAACUACCAGCUCUGUCAGUCGGCUGGAAUCACCUCCUACCCGACCGUCAGAUUCUCCCCGUACCUGGGAGUGAAGAGGCACGAAACCACAGGAGAUUACAUCAACAGCCGGGAUUCAAACGUGAUCUCCAACACCGUCAGAGAGUGGAUCCAGCAGCUGAAACCACGGUUACAAAACAAAGCAAAGGACGAGCUCUGAUGACGCUUUGGGUUAACGCAACGAUCUGAUUGGUCAGAGAGGGACAAACGUGGAUUUGAUUGGUCCACAUGAUGAUCAAUCAGGAAACACUCCUUUUAUUAAACACGCAGCGACGGACUCACACUGACUGUUACUCUGCUGUGAUGAAUGUACGGAAAGCUUUCAGCCUUUAUUUUAUUUGUUUUUUUAUGUUUGUCUCCAUCGUUUGUAUUUACUCUAUGAAGUAAAGCUGUGGGGCGCUGUAUACUGUACGCACACACACUCACACACACACACACACACACACUCACACACAGGGUGCCACAUGUGUUGGACAUGGUGUUGUAUUUUAUUGUGGAUGUUGAAUCUGUCAAACCUUCAAAAUAAAAUGUUUAUUUUAAAAUAA
Notolabrus celidotus (New Zealand spotty) is the source of this 3085-nucleotide messenger RNA. RefSeq names its product DnaJ (Hsp40) homolog, subfamily C, member 10 (gene dnajc10). NCBI's taxonomy places the organism in Eukaryota, Metazoa, Chordata, Actinopteri, Labriformes, Labridae. Bases 337 to 2700 code for a protein of 787 amino acids. The transcript has 25 exons. The record is from RefSeq and is a predicted model, not a curated record.